UGUGUGGGAAAGAGAAGCACGAACGUGUGUGUGGGGGGGGUGAGAGAGAGAGAGCAAACAGAAAGAGGCGAUCGUAGAGUGAGUGCCCUCGCACAUAUCCACUCAGCGCGAUCAGUCGCGCAGCUCAUUCAGUGAGUUCAUGUUCAUCACAUUCAUUCAUUCGUCCAACGCCAGCAGCACUAGCAGCAUCAGCAUCAGUAGCAGCAGCAGCAUCAGCGCCAACAGAUCGAUCGAUCGUGUGCAGUGAAGUGACUGGAAAAAUUAAACGUACUUAAGCGCUCGGUCCAGCCUGCUCGGUGCGCAGAGCAGAGCCUUCGAGACAUCCGUGAACCGUGCGAGCCGUGAACGUGUGCAAGUGCAAGUAGUGCAACUCGUCGAAAGGUGCAGCAGCAGAAGUGUACGCGCGCUUACCAAGGUCCCCGGGUGUGUGUGCGUGUGUGUGUGUACGCGAGACUGCACACCCGCCAGAAGAGAAAAAAAAAACACACAAACGCACACACAAAAACGAACAGGCGCGAUUGGAAUGUAACGGGCGGGCUUGAAGCGAAUAAUUUACCGCCCCAUUCGCGUGCUCGCGUGAACGAAAGUGUAUCGUGAAGAAGUGCGGGACCUGCCACCUACGCGAUCGUAGGCGAUCAAAGUGAGCGAGCAACUUUCGCAGGGCCACGUAGGGCCGAGAUUGGUUGGCAAGUGCCGGUGACAGGAGCGUGGUGUGGCAAACGGUUGCGCCGUGCCGAAGGUCGGAAAGGCUGCAACCUGCCCUGGGCUUGGGGGAAGAAACCAAAAACAAAAAAAAAAGGAAAGAGAAAGGGAAAGGGAAAAGUGCAACCGGGAAGGAUCGGCAGGUAGCAGGUCCUUUCGGGGCGACGUCAAGCCCGGAGUGGAGAAAUUUAAAACAAAACCAGCGGUAGGGCAAAACAACAAAAUAUCGGCAGAGAGAGAGAGAGAGAGAGAGAGAGAGAGAACAACCAAAAUACAUCUUGAAACACACCCCCACACACACGCUCGAGGCAACAAGAGUCAACAAGAAAAAGAAGCGCGUACGAAGGAAGCCAAGCAAAAGCCUGACCAUUUCGGGGCCACCCUUGGGCGUCCCGUAGUGCGAGUCCCAUAGUGCAGCGCCCGAUGUGAAAGUGUGUGCCCUAGUGACGGUGACGGAGCGCUUGAGCAGUUGCGGAUUUUUGGUGAAAUAAUGCUUGAAGCCGGCGGUUGGCCAGUAGUGAGCAGGAAACAUUCAAACGUGCCCCAUCCCGAGAGCGCCCAGCUGUGGGUGUGCAAGUUCGGUGGUGUGCUCGCACCGGCAGUGCAGUGGUGCAGCAGUAGGCAGUAGUAGAGCCCGCAAGGCUCCGAUUUUGUUUGUGUGCAUCCCCAUCCAAGGCUCCAGUCGAGCGUGUGCCCGCUUGGAGGCCCGCUCCGUGCAGAUGACCCGGCAGGGUCCGCGCGGUUCCGGACGACGGCAGCAGCGGUCCGAUCCGGCCAGCAGGACAUCCUUUAGGGCGGCACGUCGAAGGCUGCCCUCAGCGAACAUGCACGCGUUGUUCUGCGUUCUCGCGCUGUUAGCGAUGUCCCACGGUGUACUGCAAGUCACCGGUACGGCCUCGUUGGCCACAAACACCGCCGGUGAGACGAGCGAGUACGCCGAGUACGUGGUACAUGGUGACGGUGGCCAACCCAUGGUUGGUGGUGACCACGACGAUCCGGAACCGGCCGAGCCGGAGCUGGAGAACGAAAUCAGCGACGGCGAAUCGCAGGUCGUCGACGGGGCCGACGGUACCGUCGCCAGCCGGCCCGAUCCUACAACACUAGUCGAAAUCGAGAAGAAUCUCCUGAGCCUGUUCGGUUUUCCUAAUCGACCAAAAAUCGAUAGAUCUAAGGUGGUGAUACCGGAGGCGAUGAAGCAGCUGUACGCCCAGAUCAUGGGCCACGAUCUGGUCGACUCCGUCAGCGUACCAAAGCAGGGGCUCAACACGCGCAACGCCAACACGGUGCGGAGUUUCACGCACGAAGAGAGCCACAUAGACGAGCGGUUCCAGCAUCAUCACCGCUUCCGGUUACUGUUCGACGUGAGCAGCAUCCCGCGAGGCGAAAAGUUGCGAGCCGCCGAACUGACGCUGACGCGCGAAGGAAUCGCCCAUCGGACCGGUCGAGCGCGUGCGGCCCUCUACCAGGUCCUGGUGUACGACAUCGUGCGACCAGGCGUAAAAGGCCGCCGAGCGCCCACCUUCCUGCUGGUCGACACAAAAACCCUCUCCAUCAACGAGACGGGCACGGCCAGCUUUGACGUGAUGCCAGCCGUCGAACGAUGGCUGCGGCAUCCGCGGCGUAACCACGGUCUCUUCGUGCAGGUGAUGGGUCGUGGACGAAGGUCUAGCAGACAGCGGCGUAGCACCGGGCCACCAGCGCCAGCCCACGAGCAUGUGCGGCUGCGAAGAAGCACCUCGGAGCACCACGAAAGUUGGGCCCAAAAGCAACCGCUUCUGUUCACGUACACCGACGAUGGGCGGCAUAAGCAGCGACCGAUCCGGGAUGCGAUCAGCAGCGCAAAUCGAGCUCGGCGUGCAUCGGCCAAACGGAGCAGUAGGCGGAAAAAUGAGCUCUGCCAACGGAAACCGCUGUACGUCGACUUUAGUGACGUCGGUUGGAAUGACUGGAUUGUGGCACCGCCGGGGUAUGAUGCGUACUUCUGCCAUGGGGAUUGCCGGUUCCCGAUCGCGGAUCACCUAAAUACGACGAAUCACGCCAUCGUGCAGACGUUGGUCAACUCGUACAACCCGUCGUUGGCCCCGAAGGCGUGCUGCGUGCCGACGCAGUUGUCCUCCAUCUCGAUGCUGUAUUUAAACGAGCAGAAUAAGGUCGUCCUGAAGAACUAUCAGGACAUGACGGUGGUUGGGUGUGGCUGCCGGUGAGCCGACGGGGGACCCCUGUGACCCCUGUGAGAUGGGACGAAGAUAGGAAUCGGCAGGGCCGCUACUGUUUGUUUUAUUAUUACCUUAAUUCUUUGUUUUGUGUAUAACGACCGAGCGUACUAGGAUAGUAGGAGGGGGCUAGGCGGGGUGGGCCGACGGCGUUGUACCAUAGGGGAGCCGAAUCCUGGUUCCUGAUGCCAUAAUUGGGGAACGGUGG
This is a messenger RNA of Anopheles nili, 3123 nucleotides long. It is a transcript of the gene dpp, whose product is annotated as protein decapentaplegic. Lineage: Eukaryota; Metazoa; Arthropoda; Insecta; Diptera; Culicidae. Gene Ontology annotation, biological process: BMP signaling pathway; SMAD protein signal transduction. Gene Ontology annotation, molecular function: cytokine activity; growth factor activity. Bases 1422 to 2906 code for a protein of 494 amino acids. The transcript is spliced from 3 exons. The record is from RefSeq and is a predicted model, not a curated record. Gene Ontology annotation, cellular component: extracellular region.